This is a messenger RNA of Morchella importuna, 942 nucleotides long. RefSeq lists its product as uncharacterized. Bases 1 to 942 code for a protein of 313 amino acids. The transcript has 4 exons. Gene Ontology annotation, biological process: protein folding. Gene Ontology annotation, cellular component: endoplasmic reticulum membrane. NCBI's taxonomy places the organism in Eukaryota, Fungi, Ascomycota, Pezizomycetes, Pezizales, Morchellaceae. The record is from RefSeq and is a predicted model, not a curated record.
AUGUCGUUCGGAAGUUUCCAGUCAAUAUGCGAAACUGCCCCGAUACCUCUGUGUUCGCUCGUCGGUCCCUACAAUGGCGCAAAAUCACUCACAGGACCGGGAAUCGAGGCACUAUGCUAUUCACGAAGUAUUGAAUGGGCCAACACAAUGAUUUUUCAGGCCGCAAAUGACUUCGUCCACAUUUUGUCACUCGUCAUGUGCUCGAUCAUGGUUCUACACGUCCGUUCGAAGUUUACCGCUGUUGGUCGCAAGGAGAUCACCACAUUUUUCUAUCUCUUUAUGCUCCUCACCGUCAUCUCGCUCUGUCUCGACUCUGGCGUCGUUCCUAUCGGUUCAGCACCCUACGCAUACUUUGUCGCCGCUCAAGCUGGUCUCUCUUCCGCCCUCUGUACAUGCCUACUCAUCAACGGCUUCAUCGGCUUCCAGGUGUACGAAGACGGCACGGCGCUCAGCGUGUGGUUAUUGCGCCUAUGCUCCCUGGUCAUGUUUAUUGUGACUGGUGCAGUCGCGCUCUGUACCUUCCAAUCAUGGGCGGGGUUAGAUCCCUCUAACACCAUGGCCUUGUUUGUGCUGUUGUGGCCGAUGGGCGACAUUACCUUUGGCGUGUUCUUCUUUGUGGUUGGACAGGUGCUCCUCUAUGUGUUCAGCCGCAAAAUCUGCGAUGAGGUGUCGCAUUACCUUGACGGACUAUUCUUUGCUUCCGUUUGCAACUUACUUGGUGUGAUGAUGGUCUACAAGUACUGGGACUCCAUCACGAAAGAGGAUCUUGAGUUUAGUGUGGGCACGAAAACGAACGUAUGGGAAGUUAAGGAGCUGCUUCCGGAGGAGGACCGAAGAGCAACCAUCUAUGAGCAUCAGGGUGCGCAGAGCGAGUAUGCGCCCAGCACAUAUCAUAGUAAUCGCAUGAGCCAAGGAUACGGCGGCUUUGCAGAGCGGUAUUAG